GCCUGAGGCCGAGGUUAGUAACACGCAGGCAAUCUUAGAUUAUGUUCUCCUGACUUGUCAUCGAUCGUCGUCUCACAGCGGUGUGUCAGAAAGGCGCAAGGUGACAUGGCCUUGAAAUGGCGAGAUUUCGACACCGCUAUAAAUCGUUACACCGUAGCAAUCAAGCUCGACCAGGCGGAUUAUACAAUAUAUUCGAACAGGAGUCUUGCCCUAGCUUCAAAUCAACAAUGGAAAGAAGCACUCAACGAUGCGGAGCAGGCUAUCAGACUGGCACCAUUCAUACCCCUCGGGUACUAUAGAAAGCACGAAGCCCUGCACGGUGCUGGUCGAUACUGCGAGGCCAUCUGCGCAUUCAACAAAUUUCUCGACUUGAGCGAGACUGCCGGUUCCGGCACACACUCACAAUAUAUCAGGCCAGAGACAGUCAAGAUGACAGUCGGGGAAAUAGCAAAGAAAUUACUAAAAAACACGCCACCCCGUCUCUUCGAUACCGAAAGCGGUGUGAUAUGCGGUCAACCAGCGCGGUUAGAGGUCUUCGAGCACUCUGGGCACUACACGGAGAUAGUGUCAAUGAUCACAACUUACGACAAGCUUGAGAGGGAGGCUGAGUCCAAAGUGCAGGACUACUUUGCAUAUGGAAUGCUUUCUCACCGAUGGGAGAGUGGAGAAGUCCGACUGCAGGACAUCAGACAAGGGGAAAGCAUCUAUACUUCCAGAUUUUCAGGUCUGUCGAAGUUGCAGAACUUCUGCCGCAUCACAAAGAGCCAGCAACUCCGCUGGGCAUGGUGCGAUACUUGCUGUAUUGAUUUAACAAACAGCGUCGAGCUGCAGGAAGCUAUCAAUUCCAUGUUUAGGUGGUACCGAGGUUCUGCACUGACCAUCAUUUACCUUUCCGACAUUUCUAACUCUACCCUCGAUGCGCUAACGAGGAGCUUGUGGUUAACACGAGGAUGGACGCUGCAAGAGCUCCUUGCUCCCAUGGUAAUCCUGUUCUACAGACGAGAUUGGACUUUGUUUGCUCCGGAGGAAUCGUUGAAGAAUAGCGAAGUUGGGCCCAAUCAUAAAAAUUCAGAUCACAUAUGCCGUAUACUAGAUGAGGCUACCGGCGUCGAUGUGGUAAAUCUCCGCGAUUUCAAGCCAGGGCCUACAUGUUCCCGCUUAAAGUUGCACUGGGCGUCUCGUCGCUCUACUACCAAGGUGGAAGAUAUCGCCUAUUCCCUGUUCGGAAUAUUUGACGUCCAGCUACCUAUAUUGUAUGGAGAGCAGGAAGACAAGGCGCUUGGUCGCCUGAUACAGGAGAUAAUCUGCAGAACGGGGGAUGUCUCUGUUUUGGACUGGGUCGGACAACCUGGCUGCAUGAACAGCUGUCUUCCAGAAAAUAUAUCUUGCUUUCAAGUAGCGAAGUGGAAGCCAGAACCGCUCGCACUUGAGGACUCUAUGUCCACCCUCCGUGAAUCACUGUCUUCCGUUACCAUGACCGCCAUGGCCACGCUGCAUCACAGAUUGCAAGACCUGCCAGCUCCACUGCUCAUGCACGGCAAGCUCACAAUUCCUUCCAUCAUUUAUCGUGUCGAGGAUGUCACAGAACGCCAAUCUCACAAUCGCCUGCACCAAUAUAGCCUCAACGUUGCGGGGCUCAAAGAACUUCACAUCGAGACAACGGAGAAGUUGAGGAUUGGGUCAGAGAUGAAUCCGUCCCGUUAUGACUAUUCAAUCGCACACAUUUGGCGCGACGACUUGCUCCAAUGCUUGACGGAGGAGCCGGAUGACGAGACCACACGCACACUCGAAUUCAUCGGUCGUUUAGGGCAGCCGUUCGUGGCAUUCCUGCUAGUGCGGGAGGGACGUACGUUUCGGAAAGUAGCUUCGACAGAACGCAUCAUAGCACAAGUUGACGACAUGUCGAGGGUUCAUGCAACUAGUUUCGAUGUGAAGACUGUGGAGAUAGUAUAAAAUACCAU
This is a messenger RNA of Suillus discolor, 1961 nucleotides long. RefSeq lists its product as uncharacterized. NCBI's taxonomy places the organism in Eukaryota, Fungi, Basidiomycota, Agaricomycetes, Boletales, Suillaceae. The transcript has 3 exons. Gene Ontology annotation, molecular function: protein binding. The coding region runs from base 106 to 1953 and encodes 615 amino acids. The record is from RefSeq and is a predicted model, not a curated record.